AUGCGGAGCGACCACCACGUCCGGCCGCCGCCCACCGACUCGUUGCUGUGGAGCGGCGCCCCUGCAUCUUGGACUAUAGACGACGACAGGGAUGACGCGAGCUUGCUGUCGCCCGGCAGCGAUCCCAGACGUCGCCACGGCGACCGGACAGGCCGGUGGACAGCGGCCGAGCGACAUCGAUUCAUGCAAGCUGUGCAAAUGUUUCCGUGCGGUCCGUGGAAGCACGUCCGCGCAGUCGUCAAGACGCGGUCCAUUCGACAGAUACAAACCCACGCGCAAAAGUUGCGGGAAAAGGCUGCGCGCCACGACCGUGGGCUUAAAAUCAACGUUCGCGACCACACCACGGUCCAGUUGCCACCAUUCUUUAUGUCGAGGGGGCGUGGGGCAGCCAGAACGACAUGUCUUCCCGUGGCACCGACGGCUCCGCCGGCGCAUGACAAGGACCAAGAAGGGCCAUCGCCCAACGACGUGCCGCUGCUGGACGACUGUCUCGACUUUUUCAUCCAACUCAUGCCAGCCAGCCACGAGCCAGAGGCUGCCAUGCCGCCCUGA
Molecule: messenger RNA, 552 nt
Organism: Aphanomyces invadans
Lineage: Eukaryota; Oomycota; Saprolegniomycetes; Saprolegniales; Verrucalvaceae
Exons: 1
Coding region: 1-552 (183 amino acids)
Source: RefSeq, a predicted model, not a curated record